AUGGGCCUGAGCAGACGCCCAUGUGCGGACGCAUCAUCGGUGCUGUCAAUAAAGAUAGGACAACGCUACUUCUACGCCGCCGACGCGUACGAGUGCCUGACCAGUGUCCCGUUCCACGAGGCAAUGGCUCUUCGCUUCAUCGACUACUACAACACCACGAUGCAGUUCCAGAGCACCCUGGCGUACCUCAAAGAUCCGCCGGAAGGCUAUCAACAGCCUGCGUUUGACCUUAUGCAGGGAUUGGAAGAUCUGAAGAAGAAUGUUACGGCGGGCGUCUUUAAGAAUCAGUACGAUUUCGAGGCUACCUUACAGUACCUCGUCUAUUCGGUCCAUGAUGCCCACGUCGAUCUGUUCGCGGGCGUGCUUUCCGCCUUCUCCUUCGCCAGCCCGUGGCCUCUCGUCACGGCAUCCAUCGACGGGAAGGAGAUCCCAAAGGUCUACUUUGCAAGCGACGUUAUUAAUCGCAGGAAUAACAUCACCAAAGGCAUUGAACCCUACAUCUCCGCUGUGUCCCACAUCAACGGCCGACGAGCAAUGGAUUUUCUGACCGAUUUUGCGGCUCUACAGUCCGUGGGCAUGCUUGAACCCCAUGCCGAUUGGAACGAACUCAUGGACAGCCCGGUCCAGGACAUCCAUGGGGUCUACAGCAUCUUCGCCGGUGAAAGCACCUUUUACCCCGGCAAGACUUUGAACUUCUCGUGUGAAGAUCAGACAGUUUGGGAGACUUCCUGGACCGCCAUCUAUAAUAACCCCGAGUUUACCGGUCCCCUAACGACAGGGGGCGACUUUUACAACUUCUUCGUCCUGGGAUUACUGCCUGCAUCCUACGAGGAGGUCCCACUCCCAGUAGUUUUUGGAGGACAGCCCUCUGGAAAUGCGUCUGUGGAAGAAGUAUCAGAUGUCGCCAACGGAACCGGAGAGACCGGGACGACCGAUAACUGGAACCAGGCAAGUUACGGUGCCUUCCCGAAAGACCCAGACAUCGUCCAAUUCGACCUGGGUCUCUACGGUGGCGGCAUUAUCACUGGGUACUUCUACGAUGAUAUAUCGACCGGAGUGAUCAGCAUCCCCCAUUUCGAACAGUACGACUGGGACUUUGGCAAUUUCAGCCAGUCGCUCGCGGACUUCAUGGACGGUGCUAAGGCAAGAGGACUCUCACACAUCAUUGUCGACGUGCAGAAGAACUAUGGCGGCUCUACCGGCAUCGCAUUGCUACUCUUCCGGGAACUCUUCCCAGGAAUCGACCCGUUCACGGGAAGUCAGCGGCGUAGCCACGAGCUGGGCAACGUUCUGGGCUCGUCCACGACAAGCAUCUACGAGAGGUGGGCGGUUGGUAACGAGACGCAUAGGGAUGAUGCCCUGGCUCUCAUGGCGGAUGAGUGGGUAAUCACAACAAAAGUCAACGCCGACACGGGAGUCAACUUCACCUCUUGGGAGGAGUAUCAAGGUCCCAGACAGGAGAAGGAUGAGAAGUUCUCUCUCGUGGAAGAAUAUGACCUCAAGAACCCGAACUUCCACGCUGCUGCAUUUGACGGAUGGAUUCUGAAUCGCUACUUGGACGAGGACGAUGCGGAAAGGAAAGAAGCUGUGUGGGCCCCUGAAGAUGUGGUUAUCCUCACCGACGGAACCUGCUCCUCCGCCUGUGCCAUCUUCGUCGAACUCGCAACAACUCAGGGCGGCGCCCGGACUGUCGUCGUGGGCGGCGCGCCUAAGCCAGGCCCGAUGCAAGCGGCCAGCGGAACUCGCGGCAUGCGCAUGUACUAUAGCGACGACCUAGACAUCGACAUCUCGUGGGCUAGAAAUCUGAACGAGACGGCAAAUGACCGUCUGCCCGCCAACAGAAACGAGACAGGCAUCUACAUCAACUACGCCGGCUUCAACCUCCGCGACCAGCUGCGCGAGGACGAUGUCUCCACCCCUCUCCAGUUCCGCUACGCCGCGGCCGACUGCAGGUUGUACUUCACCCUCGAUAACGUGUACAACAUGUCGGCUCUGUGGCACGACGUCGCGCGCGCCGCCUUCGAGGACCCCAGCCUCUGCGUGGAGGGCUCGACGGGGUAUACGUCCAGGACCGCCAACGGCGCGCCCAAGGCCCCUCCCAGCCGUUCUGCCGUCCGCGUACCCUCGCCGGAGUCGGCGACAGCCUUCACCACCGACUAUGAUCCUAUUUCCUACGACGGCCUACCGGCUGGCCAGCCUAGGACAGACGUUCCCUACGAGCUGCAGCGACGGACGAGUCCGGGUCAGUGUCUGUACCAACAGCUGUGCAGCGUUCUCGGUGUGUGA
This is a messenger RNA of Colletotrichum chrysophilum, 2286 nucleotides long. RefSeq lists its product as uncharacterized. Gene Ontology annotation, molecular function: serine-type peptidase activity. Lineage: Eukaryota; Fungi; Ascomycota; Sordariomycetes; Glomerellales; Glomerellaceae. Gene Ontology annotation, biological process: proteolysis. The record is from RefSeq and is a predicted model, not a curated record. The transcript is spliced from 6 exons. Bases 1 to 2286 code for a protein of 761 amino acids.